GGGUAACUGGUAAUGGAAAGAUGAUAUGAGAGAUGGAGAGAUUUCCAGCCAUAAUUUCGAUAACUGCGAUCAUGUUGUACACGUGUCAAGCAACUAGUGGUCUCUACCCUCUGAUCUUGGUACCUGGCAAUGGCGGGAAUCAGUUGGAAGCUCGCCUGACCGAAGCCUACAGGCCGUCGAGCCUGUGGUGCAGGAGUUUGAAGAGUAAGGAAAAGUGGUUCAGGCUGUGGUUCGACCCGACUGUGGUCGUGGCUCCAUUCACCAAGUGCUUUGCGGAGCGUAUGACGCUUUACUAUGAUGUGGAUCUGGAUGAUUACCGUAAUGCCCCUGGUGUUGAAGUCAGGGUCCCUCACUUUGGCUCUACAGAGUCACUCCUAUAUCUAGACCCUUAUCUCAAGCACAUCACAUCAUACAUGGCACCACUAGUUGAAUCUUUGGAAGAAAUUGGUUAUGUCAAUGGCGAAACUCUCUUUGGAGCUCCAUAUGAUUUCCGGUAUGGCUUAGCAGCAGCAGAUCAUCCAUCCCACGUUGGAACCAAGUUCCUGCAGGACCUCAAAGACCUAAUUGAAAAGGCAAGCAUUACUAAUGAAGGAAAGCCAGUUAUACUUGUCUCCCACAGCUUAGGAGGCUUGUUUGUGCUCCAACUACUUAACCGAAACCCGUCUUCCUGGCGCCAAAAAUAUAUCAAACACUUUGUUGCUCUCUCCGCACCAUGGGGUGGCACUGUGGACGAACUUCUCACUUUUGCGUCUGGAAAUACAUUAGGAGUGCCUCUUGUCGAUCCAUUGUUGGUACGAGAAGAGCAGAGAAGCUCCGAAAGCAACCUAUGGCUCAUGCCUUCUCCCAAACUGUUCUGCGAUCAAAGCCUUGUUAUCACCCCGAAUGCUACUUAUUCUGCCUAUGAUAUCGCGCGAUUUCUCAACGACAUUGGAUUUCCACAAGGGGUCUAUCCUUACAAAUCAAGAAUCCUGCCCUUGGUAGAAGAGUUGGUCGCACCGGAGGUGCCAAUUACGUGUAUAAUCGGGACUGGAGUUCGGACUCCUGAGACUUUGCAUUAUGGACAUAGCUUUGAUGAGCAACCGGAGAUCGUUUAUGGCGAUGGAGAUGGCACAGUGAACAUGGUUAGCCUGUUAGCACUCGAGUCGCUGUGGAAGAAUGUGAAGAAUCAACCUGUUAAGGUCAUUCGAAUCGAGGGGGUUACUCAUACUGAUAUACUUUCAAACGAUGUUGCAGUUGAUGAAAUAGUAAGAGAAAUUUCUGGCAGAAAUUCUUAUGUCCUUGGUGUUCAGUCCCAGUGAGAUCUUGAUUAAGCUGCUGUAUUCACCAAUAACAACUCAGAAUGCUAUCGAGCUUGAACAUUCAAGUCUUCACAAUGACAUGGUUGUACAUUUUUUUUU
Messenger RNA from Tripterygium wilfordii, 1397 nucleotides. Its product is annotated as lecithin-cholesterol acyltransferase-like 1. Bases 33 to 1298 code for a protein of 421 amino acids. NCBI's taxonomy places the organism in Eukaryota, Viridiplantae, Streptophyta, Magnoliopsida, Celastrales, Celastraceae. The record is from RefSeq and is a predicted model, not a curated record. Gene Ontology annotation, biological process: lipid metabolic process. The transcript is spliced from 2 exons.